UGCAGAGAGCGAGGAGAGAGGAGGCGGAACGGAGCCGCAGCAUGACCGACGCCGAGGCGCAGAGCGCUCCACCUGCGGAGGACAGCAAACCGCAGCCGGAGAGGAAAGUCAUAGCCUCUGCAGUUCAAGGCACAGUAAAAUGGUUCAACGUGCGCAACGGCUAUGGCUUCAUAAACAGGAAUGACACCAAGGAAGACGUCUUUGUUCAUCAGACUGCCGUCAAGAAGAACAAUCCCAGGAAAUUCCUCCGCAGUGUUGGAGAUGGAGAAGUUGUAGAGUUUGACGUAAUUGAAGCAGCCAAGGGCUCCGAGGCAGCAAACGUGACGGGUCCGGGUGGCGUUCCGGUAAAAGGCAGCCGGUACGCUCCCAACAAACGGCGUUUCCGUCGGCGGUUCUUCCCCCGCAGCGCACAGCCCGGUGACCCGAGCAAACCUGACGAUGACCAAACCGCCGCUCCCGAGGCGGAAGGAUCAGAGGAAAACGCAGCCGAGGGGCCUCAGCUGCCACGUCGGCGGAGGCCGCGGAGACCACGGCAGGAGGCGCAAAACGGUGAAGUAGAAGAACAUAAAGACGGAGCUGCAGACGACACUCAGGCGCAGCAGCGACCGCCGCGGCGCAGGUUCUGGCGUCCGUAUCGCAGGCCGUUCCGUCCUCGCCCACCUUUGGAUCAGGCUGCAGGUGACCAGAAACCGCCUGCUCCGGUGGAGACCAAGGAGCCGGAGGAGGGCAAGCAGGUGGAGGCCCCCAGCAGCCCCCACACCAACGGAGAAACCACAGAGGGCCAGAAACCAAUGCGCCCGACUAGACGACGCCGGCAGAGAGCCUCGGAGUCGUCCACUUCAAAAAAUGAUACAGAAAAGUCUGCGUCAGACCCUGGUACCCCACCUCAGACCUCCAAACCAUCAGAGCUGAAGUCCACAUCUAAAUCUCCGAAGUCGUCUCCCAAAACGUCUCCUAAAACGCCAAAAUCGCCCGAGGCAGCUGCUCCAGCAGUCCAAGCACCAACGGAGUAAGUCCAGGAUGGUGGUCACGUGACCCUGAGCAGGAGGUGGAGGGCCCCCCACUGUGUCUCAAAGGACUGUCUGGGGUCGCGCUGCGUCUGCUUCCAUGUGACUCGCUGGCCGUCGUUCAGAGGGCCUCGUGACGGACAUUAAACGGGGUUUAAGGUGGAGUUAUGGCAUUAAAGGGAUGGAAAAAGGAUUUUUAGAGUCUUUAAGGACAUUUCUUGUGUUUUUGGAUUAAGAAUUUAGUUUUUUGUCUCAAACUGGAAACCAGGAUUUCAGACCAGUCUAACUGAUGCUUCAGAAAUUUGCUUUGUUCGAUCCCUGUGCCUCCUUUUGGUUUUGUAGGCCCUAUCAUUUUAGAGGACCGACGCUCUUUCACAACACAUGCACUGCUUUCCCCUCCUGCACUCUCCCAUCCUUGUCACCUGACCCCCCCACCAUCAUGCGUUCAUGUCUAGACACAGACUAAAGAGUGUGGUGGGAAUCUAAUGAGUGUAUGUUUAAAAGUUAAAAAAAAUCUUUGGAAAGAAAAAAAAUAGACGAUCUGCUUGGUAGUGGAGUUAUUCAACCCCCCUCCUGAAAGAACAUUUUCUUUAAUGAUGACAUCAAGUAGUUUAAAGGAACCAGCCUUGUUUUUAAUUUGAGGGGAAACCCAAGCAGGUGUGCAUUUGGUGGUGCAUCAUGGGAGUCAGUUUAGUUCUGGUACCACCUGAGUCGAUCUGAAACGCUCUACUCUCCGUCUCCUCGGCUUUGGAUGAAGCCACGGAGGAACUUUAUUUCCUGAGCUUUUUUAUUUUUUUUUUUGUUUUCUGUUUGGAGGGGAUUAUGUGCAAUGUCAGUAUUUGACUGUUUAAUUAAUAAAUCAUGUCUGCAAAUCUCAA
Molecule: messenger RNA, 1885 nt
Organism: Nematolebias whitei (Rio pearlfish)
Lineage: Eukaryota; Metazoa; Chordata; Actinopteri; Cyprinodontiformes; Rivulidae
Product: Y-box-binding protein 2-A
Exons: 9
Coding region: 42-1013 (323 amino acids)
Biological process (GO): regulation of gene expression
Cellular component (GO): nucleus
Molecular function (GO): nucleic acid binding
Source: RefSeq, a predicted model, not a curated record